This is a messenger RNA of Daucus carota subsp. sativus, 1746 nucleotides long. RefSeq names its product solanesyl diphosphate synthase 1, chloroplastic. Gene Ontology annotation, biological process: isoprenoid biosynthetic process; plastoquinone biosynthetic process. The record is from RefSeq and is a predicted model, not a curated record. The transcript is spliced from 6 exons. NCBI's taxonomy places the organism in Eukaryota, Viridiplantae, Streptophyta, Magnoliopsida, Apiales, Apiaceae. Gene Ontology annotation, molecular function: prenyltransferase activity. Gene Ontology annotation, cellular component: chloroplast. The coding region runs from base 212 to 1453 and encodes 413 amino acids.
UUUGGCUUCUAACCUCCAACUUGUCUGUGGUGAGCAUAGCUUCCUAUGUUAAGGACGCCACUUCUCACUCUCUUUCAAAUUCCCUCCCCUGCAUUAUCUCUAUAUAUUUUCAAGUACAUUUUUCCACCUUAUAAUUGCUUGGUUCCUCUGUCUCUGAGAAUUCAACAGCCUUUGCUUCUUGACUCACUAGCAUUAGUAGUAUCAACACAGAAUGAUGUCAAUGAAAUGCCAGAAUCUUGAUUUUUCUCGACUUGGGCCUGAUUUUGCAGCUUUCGGGUUCUCAUAUAAUGCUUCAUUUGAUAGAUAUAUGAUUGGAAAACGUUGUAAUGGAGUUCCUAGAGCUGUCCAAAAUGGCUAUGGUGCUCAGAGGUUGUUCUGUUUCCGGCAAGACAUUGGAGCAACUGAAGCUUCUAUCGAAGGGGUCGCACCGAUUCCUGCACCACUGGAGGAGGUGAAAACUGGCUCAAGAAGUCCAAUAUCUCUAGUGAAUUUGUUUGAGCUUGUUGCGGAUGACCUGAUCAUAUUGAAUAAUAAUUUGCAGUCGAUUGUUGGUGCAGACAAUCCAGUUUUGAUGUCCGCUGCAGAACAGAUCUUUAGCGCCGGUGGAAAGAGGAUGAGACCUGCUUUGGUUUUUCUAGUGUCAAGAGCCACUGCAGAAUUUGUAGGCUUGAAGGACCUUACUAAAGAACAUAGACGUCUGGGGGAGAUCAUUGAAAUGAUCCAUACUGCAAGCUUGAUACAUGACGAUGUGCUAGAUGAAAGUGACAUGAGAAGAGGAAAAGAAACAGUUCAUCAACUCUAUGGUACUCGUGCAGCUGUGCUAGCAGGGGAUUUCAUGUUUGCGCAGUCAUCAUGGUACCUGGCUAAUCUGGAAAAUCUUGAAGUCAUAAAACUCAUCAGCCAAGUUAUCAAAGAUUUUGCAAGUGGCGAAAUAAAGCAGGCUUCCAGCUUGUUCAAUUGUGAUGUGGGGCUUGAUGAGUACUUGACCAAAAGCUACUAUAAGACAGCCUCCUUAAUAGCAGCUAGCACCAAAGGAGCUUCCAUUUUUAGCGGAGUCAACAGUGACACAAGCGAGCAUAUGUAUCAGUAUGGUAAGAAUCUUGGUCUGUCCUUCCAAGUUGUGGAUGACAUACUGGAUUUUACUCAGUCUACUGAGCAACUGGGAAAGCCAGCAGGAAGUGACCUCGCAAAGGGAAACCUUACUGCACCUGUUAUAUUUGCAUUAGACAAAGAACCAAAACUGAGGAACAUCAUUGACUCAGAAUUUUGUGAGAGUGGUUCACUUGACGAAGCUAUUGAGCUAGUGAAGAGAUGUGGGGGAAUUGAAAAGGCUCAAGCUUUAGCUAAAGAAAAAGCUGAUUUAGCAAUCCAAAGUCUCCAGUGCCUUCCUUCUAGUUCCUUUCGGUUGGCCCUGGAAGAAAUGGUGCAAUAUAAUCUUGAAAGAAUCGAGUGAAAAGAACCAAAUCCAAUCCAGUAAGAGGGAAACAAAGACAGUGAAGCUUGUAUCAUAAAAAUGACUGCAUAUGAAAUGAAAUGAUAAUGUGACCAGUAUAGUUCCAUAAGUAGGUCAGCAGCUGCUUAUGGAUGUAUAUAAUACAGUAUGCAGAACUACAGGCAUUCACAGCCUAAUAUUACUUGAAGGAAUUGCACCACAUGGUUGCUUUAUUGUGUGGUCUUGGAGAGUGUUUACACCUCAAAUCUUCAGACCUUUGCUUACGGAGAGGUUAAUAUCAAUAGAUCACUUCG